Molecule: messenger RNA, 297 nt
Organism: Vicia faba (fava bean)
Lineage: Eukaryota; Viridiplantae; Streptophyta; Magnoliopsida; Fabales; Fabaceae
Source: the annotation of a GenBank genome assembly
AUGGACAUCCUCACUGUUUUAUUCGUCUUCAGAAUCCUUGCUGUAUCUUCCACCGAUGCUAUUUCCUAUAGCUUGCUGCAUGUCAAUCAAGGUCCGGAUCGAAUCGCAUUGAGAAGGAAGGGAUACAGAUCUCAAUGUCAUGAUAAAAGGAGCGGGGACAGGCGUCAGAGAAAGCUGGUAAUCGAAGAAGUAGUGAGUAGUAAGGCUGACGGUCCAGGUCUUGGAAUCGGGCUAGGAGCAGCUAUUGAAUUUGUUUAUGGCGGUGUGAUAAUGCCAGUCGAAAGGGAAAGGCGAUGA